Thermothelomyces thermophilus ATCC 42464 is the source of this 2953-nucleotide messenger RNA. RefSeq lists its product as uncharacterized. NCBI's taxonomy places the organism in Eukaryota, Fungi, Ascomycota, Sordariomycetes, Sordariales, Chaetomiaceae. The record is from RefSeq and is a predicted model, not a curated record. Gene Ontology annotation, molecular function: structural molecule activity; protein binding. The coding region runs from base 120 to 2633 and encodes 837 amino acids. The transcript has 10 exons. Gene Ontology annotation, cellular component: COPI vesicle coat. Gene Ontology annotation, biological process: retrograde vesicle-mediated transport, Golgi to endoplasmic reticulum; intra-Golgi vesicle-mediated transport; endoplasmic reticulum to Golgi vesicle-mediated transport.
UAACAAGACGCUCCCCCUUUCCCCCGACUCGAGCUGGUCGCCUCCGUUCAAUCCCCCCCGCCAAAGUUUCCCGGCUUCGACACUGAACUCUAUCCGACAUUAUUUUGAGUUUGCUCAAAAUGAGGCUUGAUGUGAAGCGCCAGCUCUUUGCUCGCUCCGAGCGAGUCAAAGGAAUUGACUUCCACCCGACCGAGCCAUGGAUUCUCACAACGCUCUACAGCGGCCACGUAUACAUCUGGUCGUACGAGACUCAGCAGAUUGUCAAGACGUUCGAGCUUACAGAUGUCCCGGUUCGUGCCGGUCGCUUCAUUGCGCGCAAGAACUGGAUUGUUUGCGGCUCGGAUGAUUUCCAAAUCCGAGUAUACAACUACAACACGAGCGAGAAGAUUGCGUCAUUUGAGGCGCAUCCCGAUUAUAUCCGCGCCAUCGCCGUCCACCCAACACAGCCGUUCGUUCUCACCGCUAGCGAUGACAUGACCAUCAAGCUCUGGGAUUGGGAGAAGGGGUGGAAGAAUGUGAGGGUAUUCGAGGGAAACUCGCACUAUGUGAUGUCGCUCGCGAUCAACCCCAAGGACACCAACACGUUCGCCUCGGCCUGCUUGGACAGGACAGUCAAGAUCUGGAGCCUGGGGUCUUCAACGCCCAACUUCCAGCUGGAGGCGCAUGAAACGAAGGGCGUCAACCAUGUUGACUACUACCCCCACAGUGAUAAGCCGUACUUGCUCACCACCUCGGACGACCGCACAGUAAAAGUGUGGGAUUACACAACCAAGAGCUUGAUUGCCACGUUGGAGGGCCAUACCAAUAACGUUUCUUUUGCGUGCUACCACCCCGAGCUGCCCAUCAUCAUCUCCGGGUCCGAAGAUGGCACUAUCAGGAUAUGGAAUGCCAAUACGUACCGCUUCGAGCAGUCUCUAAACUACGGCUUGGAGAGGGCAUGGUGCGUAGCGUACCAGAAGGGCAAGCAGGGUAUCGCUGUGGGUUUCGACGACGGCUCGGUGGUGAUCAAGCUGGGUCGUGAGGAGCCCGCCGUCUCUAUGGACGGGUCUGGAAAGAUCAUCUGGGCCCGUCAUAACGAGGUGCUUUCCGCUGUGAUCAAGGGCGGUGACGCGAUCAAGGACAACGAGCCGAUCACGCUCAGCACCAAGGAGUUGGGCAACGCCGAAGUGUAUCCUCAGACGCUUAUCCACUCGCCAAACGGACGCUUUGCAGCCAUCUGCGGCGACGGCGAGUACAUCAUCUACACCGCCCUGGCGUGGCGUAACAAGGCCUUUGGCCAGGCUCUGGACUUCGUGUGGGCGUCCAAGGACAACUCAAACGACUACGCCAUUCGGGAGUCGGCAACUAGCAUCAAGGUGUUCAAGAACUUCCAGGAGAAGAAGGGCGGACUGGACGUCCCAUUCGCAGCAGACGGGCUCACGGGCGGCGUGCUUCUCGGUGUCAAGGGCCAAGGCGGCAUCUCCUUCUACGACUGGGCGACAGGGGGUCUGGUCCGCCGUAUUGAGGUGGAGCCCAAGCAAGUGUACUGGAGCGACAGCGGCGAGCUGGUAGCCCUCGCUUGCGAGGACACCACCUACGUUUUGAGGUUCUCGAGGGACGCCUACAACGAGGCGCUCCAGGCCGGUCAGGUCGACGACGAUGGUGUUGAAGCUGCCUUUGACGUGGUCACCGAUAUCAGUGAGAGCAUCCGCUCUGCGGAAUGGCUCGGGGAUGUUCUGAUUUACACCAACGGGACGAACCGGCUGAACUACCUGGUAGGCGACCAGACCUACACUGUCGCGCACUUCGACAAGCCCAUGUACAUCCUCGGCUAUCUGCAGCGUGACAGUCGCGUCUACCUCACCGACAAGGAUUUGUCCGUCACAUCGUUUGCGCUCUCUCUCCCAGUUCUCGAGUACCAGACCUUGGUUCUCCGCGAGGAUAUGGAGACGGCCGCCGAGCUGCUUCCCAGCAUCCCUCAUGAUCAGCUCAACAAGAUCGCCCGGUUCCUUGAAGGCCAAGGCCACAAGGAGCUCGCCUUGGAAGUUGCCACGGAUCCGGAGCACAAGUUUGACCUCGCCUUGUCCCUCAACCAGCUCGACAUCGCCCUCGACCUGGCACGCCAGGCCGAUUCCGACCACAAGUGGAAGACGCUGGGUGACGCGGGCCUUGCCGCCUGGGACGUGCCCCUGGCGGCCGAGUGCUUUGUCAAAGCAAAGGAUCUCGGCUCUCUCCUUCUCAUCUACACCUCCACGUGCGACCGCGAGGGGCUCGCCAAGCUCGCCGAGCAGGCUUCCGAGACCGGGGCGCACAACGUCGCCUUCAGCUGCAAGUGGUCGCUCGGCGACGUUCCCGGGUGCAUCGACGUGCUCGUCAAGACGGGUCGGCUGGCCGAGGCCGUGCUGUUCUCGCAGACGUACCAACCGAGCCUGACGGCCGGGCUCGUCGCGCAGUGGAAAGAGAGCCUGGAGAAGAACAAGAAGGGCCGCGUUGCCAAGGCGCUGGGCGUUCCCGGCGAGGACGAGGAGCUGUUCCCCGAGUGGGACGAGUGGCUGAGGCUGGAGAAGGAGGGUCCCGCGGUUGCGGAGGAGACAAACGGUGCGGGGGAGAAUGGCGAGGAAGGCGAGCAGGCAAGCGAGGAGGGCGUUGAGUAGUGCCGUUAAUCUCUGUGUGCUUUGGCUCUCGCUCCGUGGGUGCUGUGAAUGGUACAGGGGUACUAGGCGUACAUGGGCUUGUUGUUAUGUUUGGGAGAAAGCAAAGAGAAAAGCCCUUGUUCCGGAGGGCGGCAGAUUUGAAUGAUGAUUCUAAGUUCAAAACGUGUUGGAGGCAGCCGUGCAACAAGAUGACGAACGCUAUGGCUGAAGAUGUAAACGUCCGGCUGGUCUUGUCUAGUCCAUCCCCUAUUCAGACCGGCUUAUUCUGAACAUGGUGACUUCCUUAGGCAGAUCAAUUAUGAAGCUUGAUAUUUGCGACA